AUGGUGCCUGUCGUCCCGGCACCUGGAGCCUACUUUGCACCUCACCAACUCAAAAUCGACGAGCCUAUUCCGUAUGUGUUCGGCAACACCUCGGAAGAUACUGAAAAGAAUCAAACUCAACAGUACACCCAGAUCAAGAAGUCUUUCUUCCAGAUCGUCAUGCGCGAGUGGCCUUCUCAGCAGUACAUCCAGAUCAAGAAGUCUUUCUUCCAGAUCGUCAUGCGCGAGUGGCCUUCUCAGCAGUACGCCCAAAUCAAGAAGUCUUUCUUCCAGCGCGGAGAAACCCGCUUCGACCUCGGGGACGUCUUCUUCUAUCGACAACACGCAACUCCACCUAUGUUUCACGAAAACAAUGACUGCCAUUUCCUAUGGGAUCUGGUUCUUCUGAAAGCAGGGGAGUCGAUCUGA
Molecule: messenger RNA, 408 nt
Organism: Alternaria triticimaculans
Lineage: Eukaryota; Fungi; Ascomycota; Dothideomycetes; Pleosporales; Pleosporaceae
Exons: 2
Coding region: 1-408 (135 amino acids)
Source: RefSeq, a predicted model, not a curated record